UAUGAUGUUAAUUAAUAAAAUAUUAAAAUAUUUUAACUAGAACGAUAUACAAUUGUAAGAAGUUAUAACUACGGUAAUGAACUUAACAUAUAUAAAGUCCAUAAAAAGAAUGACUCAGAGACUCAUUAUAUGUUAAAAAGUUACAAAACAAGAGAAGAUUUUGAAAGAGAAUCACAGAUGUUAAGAGAAUUACAUGGUGCAAAGAAUAUUGUACAAAUGAUAAACGUUUAUCCAUUGCAAUCAAUUAUUGUAUGCGAAUCUGCCUUAUAUGAUUUGGAAAUAUUUUUGCAUCGUCAAAAUAAUAUCCAGAGACAAGAAGAGAAAGGCAAUAUAAUAAAGGAUAUGGUAUCUGGACUCUUGGAACUCCAGAAACACAAUAUAGUACAUGUCGAAUUAAGACCAAAAAAUAUAAUGUACUUUCAAGAGAAGGAUGGCCAUACUGAAAGUUGGAAGUUGAUAUAUUUUGACACAGCAUGUUUUGUUGGUUCAUAUUAUUCAUAUAAUGCAAAAAUCAAAUUGAAUUAUUCGGCCCCCGAAGUUGUAAUAGCGAAUGAGAAGAAAAUUAAAAUCAAAGCCGAUUUUGCAAUGGAUAUGUUCUCUUUUGGAUUAAUUCUGUAUUUUCUUGAAACAGGUUAUCAUUAUUGGGAUGGAGAAAAUGAAGAAAAAAAAGAAGAAAUUAUUUCUACCAAAUACUUGCCACUUCGUAAUAUUGGCCCAGAUCAUACCGCUUGUUAUGUCAUAAAAAGUUUGCUUGACAAAAGUAUUCCACAUAGAAUGACAUUGGAAGGAUUUAUAGUAAUUACAAAAGUUAACAUUCGAUUAAUUAUCUCCUAGGUUAUUCGAUAUUAAUUUUUCUUUGUUUUUAGCAAACUUCAUAUUACAUCAGUGAGUCAAGCAAACAAAAAAGUAAGUACUAAUUUAAAUUAUUGGCAUUCAUAUUAUAUGAAAAAUGAACCUUUUGGGAGAUUAAUU
Molecule: messenger RNA, 972 nt
Organism: Rhizophagus irregularis DAOM 181602=DAOM 197198
Lineage: Eukaryota; Fungi; Glomeromycota; Glomeromycetes; Glomerales; Glomeraceae
Source: RefSeq, a predicted model, not a curated record